Messenger RNA from Pocillopora damicornis (cauliflower coral), 2435 nucleotides. Its product is annotated as kelch-like protein 3. NCBI's taxonomy places the organism in Eukaryota, Metazoa, Cnidaria, Anthozoa, Scleractinia, Pocilloporidae. The record is from RefSeq and is a predicted model, not a curated record.
AUGGUUGUAAACAAUUCCGAAACUCUUUUGUACAAAUGUGCUCAGUUUAGAGACGAGGAGCAGUUCAUAGAUGUUCGCUUAAAAGUUGGUGAAGACAUCUUUGCAGCUCAUCGCAUCGUGCUGGCUGCGAAUAGCGAUUAUUUCUACGCCAUGUUUACAGAUGGAAUGAGAGAAGCAAGUCAGGAAGUGAUCGAGUUGAAAGACGAGAGUAUUUCACCAGAUAUUUUAAUGAUCAUACUGGACUCCAUCUACACCGGAGAGCCUCACCUCAACGAAGAUAACGUGUUUGAAGUUCUUGCUGCAGCAGAUCAUCUUCAAGUGACAAGUGUUGUUCAACAGUGUUGUGAUUUCCUGCUGACCGAGUUUGUGAAGCUUCGCUUUGAUUUUGGACAAUUCUGCCGCAUCUGGAAAAUCGCUGAUAGCCAUGGCUUGAAAGAUCUGCAAGAAGCUGCCGAGUAUAAAAUUGCUAAGAUGUAUAAAGAUGUCUGUGAAAGCGAAGAAUUUUUGACCUACAUCGAAGUAGAUCAGUUAUUCAGCCUUCUCAGCCGAGAUGACCUCAGUGCACCGACCGAGACGUUCAUCUUUAAAUCAGUGAUGCAGUGGAUUAAACACAAGAAGGAAGAGAGAAUGGAAGUUGCGGCCAAAAUUAUUGGAGCCGUUCGUCUGGGGUUGGUGAAUAUCAGAGAGGUUGUGAUAGAAGAGUUGAAAACAGAAGAAAUGCAGCGAUUUCCCGAGGUAAACAUGCAUCUACAAGAAUCCAUGAUGCAUCACUGUAUGCCUUCACAUGAAUUUGCUGCAGAGAAAAUGAAACCAAGAUCAAUGUCUCCGGUGAGAAUAGAAAUUCCUGAAGUCGCUUUCGCUCAAUAUUUUGAUGUUGACACCAAAUUGUGGAAGCCUUUGGCAUCGGUUGCUCAGCUAGAUGAAACGACUGGUGUAUUUUGUUCUGCAGAAUUGAUUGGAAGUUACUUGUUUGUAGUCACAGGGGUGCAAGUUGAGCUAGAGAUGCAAGUUGCAUGUGUUGUAUACCGUUAUCACAUAUUAAAUAACAAGUGGGAGAAACUUCCAUAUUUGAAAAUAAGGGAAUCAUUUGACCCAUGGAACACCCGGGGUAAGAUUUGCGUAUGCUCAGUCAGUGAGUAUUUGUAUGUCAUUACUCUAUCAAAUCCUCCCCAAAGGUAUUCUUUGAGCACUGGCGUUUGGCAAGCUGGGGAAGAGUUGAAUUUUGUCAAAAAUGUACAACGUGACAAAGAAAGGUUCGAAUCUGUGGCGGCAACAGUAAUGAAUUGUAAAAUAUAUGUAAUUCAUGGCUAUCAAGCAGCUGAUGAUCGUAUGUGGGUCAACAAACCAGCGGUAGUGCAUUGUUUUGACCCAGAGAAAAAUGAAUGGGAACGUAAAGCUUCGACCUGCCAUCCUCAUUUUGGGUCUAGUAUUUUUGUAGUCAAUAACAGACUAUGUGUGGCAGGGGGUUCAAGCAGAAAUCGUUCAGGGGCCCAGGUGGUGGAAUUGUAUGACAAACGUAAUGACACCUGGUCUGUUGUGGAGCAGAAACAUAUCCCGAAAAACAACUUAGGUGCAUUUGAAAUUGAAAGGAGGGUGUAUUUCUUAAUUAACAAUUUUCCUAUUGACAGUGGUAUUAGAAUUCCUCCGGAGGAAAAUUAUCCUGUCCACUUAGGUGAUGAAUGGAAAAACUUAGCACAAGUAAGUGAAGAAGCAGUCUUGUGUUAUUUGCCUGUCAAGAAAGAAAACUUAAGAUAAACAAAGAAGUGACAAAUCCAAGGUAAAAAUUUUAGACAUGUAAAAAUCGGUUAACGAACGGAAUGGUAAAGAAAAAGGUCUAGAUACUUGUUUUAAUGUAGUUUACUGAAAAGCCAUAUUAUAAUACUCAACACACACUAUUAAAAUUAACUGUUGUUUCAAAGAAGUAGUUUUAAUAGGUGUGCAAUAAAUAUAUCUUAUUAGAUGUUUUGGUAUGCAGUAUCACUGAGUAUUUUUACGAAUUGUGUUGUAUUUUGACGAGCCCAUAGGGGAGUCAAAUUAGAAACAAUGAGUGCAGUGCAUUUGAAUAAUUUAUGCAGUUGGAUAAUGAAAUAGGUUAUUGUGUGGUUCGUGUACCCUAUCAAUUAGCUGAGGGUAUGGCACAUGAAAACACAAUUUGGUUUUCAAUACGUAAAUUGAGUUAAGAUUUUAAGAUAACAUAGUUAGAAAUGAGGAGGAGUCAUGAAAUAGAACUGUUGGUUAUGAGUAUGGCUCAUGGUAGUGCUGUAGAAAAAAGUACUAAAGUACUAAGUAUGUAAACUGAAAACUGGCAAAGGUCAAGAGGUCAUAAACUGAUCUUAGUCUCGCAAAGGCUUAAUGAGUAUGAUACUUUAACGCUCUGAUUGAUUUUAUUGUGCCAUGUAAUAACCUGAUUGCAUAAUAAAGUUGUGAGUUUAUUG